Molecule: messenger RNA, 706 nt
Organism: Vespa crabro (European hornet)
Lineage: Eukaryota; Metazoa; Arthropoda; Insecta; Hymenoptera; Vespidae
Product: protein FAM32A
Exons: 3
Coding region: 43-387 (114 amino acids)
Cellular component (GO): nucleolus
Source: RefSeq, a predicted model, not a curated record
ACUACAGUACAAUAUAUUUUGUUGAUUAAUUAAUAUUAAAUUAUGCCUCCGACAAACGACGACGACGAUCCUUAUGCACAUGCUGCUAAAGGACCUCUUAAAUUAAAAAACGAUCAGACCGUGAGCAAAAAGAAAAAGAAAAAAGAUAGCAAAAGUAAGAAACUAGUGGAGAUAGCCAAUAAAAUCGAAGAGGAGAUACCACGGAAUAUUGAAAUAAAGCGUACAAAGGCGGAAAUAGCUUUUCAAAAAAUGCAAGAAAAAAUGCAAAAUGAGAGGAUAAAACAGAAGGCUUCUAUGACACACAAACAACGCGUCGAAGAAUUCAAUAGGCAUUUGGAUAGUUUGACAGAGCACUUUGACAUACCAAAAGUCAGCUGGACCAAAUAAAGGCACCGUUUAUUUUUCGACACAUUUUUAUUUAUUUAGAUUAUAAAUAACAAUCUGUGACAUAGUUUAUAAAUAAAGCUUGUACAAGUUCAUUUUAAUAACUCGUAUGUAGUAUGAAAAAAAGUGUAAUAUUAUAUCUAUAUAAUACGUCUAUAUUUAUCAUGCUUUUAGACUAAUCAAAUGUAUAAAAUUUCCAUUCAUUAAAUAAUGUUAUAAAGAAAACUAUCUCCAAUAUUCUGAUAUCGGUGAGUAAAAUAACGUUUUUGUAUGCUUAUUAUAAUAUCCAUUGUAUGUACAUUAAAGCACAAAUUGGACGGAA